GUCUAGACAUAAAUAAUGAAAGUUGACGUGAUGUACAGACACCGGACAGCACCGGAUUUGUUCGGUAGUUUCCGUAUGCAAAUAACACGUGGUUUUGCCGUCCAUAACUUUGUGCAUGUGCAAGCGCGCACGCGCACGCAGCCGGUGACGCCAUAUUUUUCUCUCGUGUCGAGUGAGGAAUACAUCAUGGCAUCUCAGAACUACUUCGGUUUUACUCAUGGCGGUACACAGUACACCCAACCACAGCAGAGUGGCUAUGCCCAGCACACGGCCCAACAAACAGGGCACGUCUAUCAGGCAGCAACUCCUGUAGCCGCCCACCAGACUACCUACGCCUCCACGGCCACCCCUAGACAAACCCAGGCAGCCUCUGGCUACGAGACGGGGUACGCGACUGUGGCAGCUACACAUCAGACGGGGCAGUAUGGCUAUGGCACCCAACAGCGUCAGGAUGCCCAAACACCCUCACCCGCGACGUCCCAAACCUAUCGUGAGUCAUACAACUACGUGCAGUCUACCCCGGCUGCCACGUCCUACGAGAAGCAGUCCUACUAUCAGCAGCCUCAGGCUCAGCAGACGGCCACCGAUUCCUACUACCAACAAGCCAACAAGUAUGGCAAGACAGCUGCAACCAAACAGACGGCGUACCCCAACACUGGCUCAGCAUCGGCCUACACCACCCACCACCAAGCUGCUGUCCAGAAGCCCGCGCAGACCAAGACGGUUGUGACCUACGCGUAUGCCCCUCAAACCACGACUCCAACGUACGCGAACACCCCGGCCACAACCUCCUACACUGCCAAGGAGCCAGCUGCCGCAGCAGCCGCCAAUUCGUAUUCCAGCUAUGACUCCCUGGUAUACUCUGCAGCCAGUUCUUACUACCAGCAGCAGCAGCAGGGCAAGAUGGGCGGCUCCAGCUGGGGCUUCAAGGGCGGCAACAACAAGCCCAACUACACCCAGAACAAGUUUGUGCAGAAGAAGGACCGCAUGCCGCCCAAGCAGCCCCAGAUCCACUACUGUGAGGUCUGCAAGAUCAGCUGUGCUGGACCCCAGACCUACAAGGAGCAUCUGGAAGGUCAGAAGCACAAGAAGAAAGAGCAGAGCCAGAAGGAAGCACCGGGCCGGCCGGGCAUCGCCCUCCGCUGUGAGCUCUGUGAUGUCUCCUGUACGGGCCAGGAUGCUUACAAGGCUCAUCUCAACGGAGCUAAGCAUCAGAAAGUCCUGAAACUCCACACCAAGAUGGGUAAGCCCAUCCCCUCCUCGGACCCCAUCAAGAUCAACACGGCCACCUCCUCCGCUGCGCCGACAAUGGGAGGCAAGACUGCAGCAUCGGCCCCUACCGUGGGCGCCGCCGCUGCCAAAGCCAAACCGCUGGUCAAGAAAAUAGUCACUCCAAAGAUCACAUUUGUUGGGGGUGCUAAGUUGACCUCCACUACCCUGGAGGCUGACAAGAAGACCGAUGUGAAGAUGGAGACUAGUGCUGCCACUGCAGAGACUGCUGGUGCUACUGCUGAAGUCAAGGACGAGAUGGCGGAGUUUGAGAAGGAGAUCAUCCCCGUGGGAGAGGAUUACAUCGAGGAGAUUAAGAAUGAUGAAGGCAAGCUGCUCAGCUUCAACUGUAAGCUGUGUGAGUGUAAAUUCAACGAUCCCAACGCCAAGGAUAUGCACAUGAAGGGACGUCGCCAUCGUCUGCAGUAUAAGAAAAAAGUGGACCCCAGCUACCAGGUGGACAUGAAGCCGACCUCUCGGACUCGCAAGGCCCAGGAGGAGAAAAUGAGGCGACAGUUUGCCAAGGAGGAGUUCAUGAGACAUCGGGAGGAGGAAAACCGCUGGAAGGAUGAGAUCAGACGCUAUGAGGAGGACAUGUACUGGCGUCGCAUGGAGGAGGAGCGUUACUGGGAGGAGCGUCGCCUCUUUGAUGAGGAGAUGGAGUUCUUUGAGUGGCAGCGUCGCCGCGGCAUCCCGCAUCCCAGGCCUGUCCCACCCAAGAUGCCCGGACAGAUGGACAUCAUGAAACGGCCCGAUUCUGAGAUCGACCGCCACGUCAUGGCAAAACACGCUGCCGUGUACCCAUCGGAGGUUGAGCUCCAGCAAGUGCAGGCCAUGGUGUCCAACUGCGAGAAGGCCCUCAAGAUGGUGUCGGACUUCCUAGCCGAGGCAGACACGCCUAAGGAGAAGGAGGAGCCCAAGGCUGAAGUCAAGACUGAAGUCAAGACUGAGCCCAAGGAAGAUGCGGAGAAGAUGGAAGGAGACGGCCAAGCAGAGAAACCAGACUCCACUGUGCGUGUCCUGAAGGGAGUGAUGCGCAUCGGCGUCCUGGCCAAGGGACUUCUCCUGAAGGGGGAUCUCAACAUGGGCCUGGUGGUACUGUGCGCUGAGAAGCCCACACGCACUCUGCUGGAACGCAUCGCUGACUGCCUGCCCAAGCAACUCAGUGAGGUGACGGAGGACAAGUACGACAUCAAGCUGUGUGUGGAGGAGGCGGGCCUUCUUGUCACCAGCCCAACCUCCAAGAUGACCAUGAAAGUCACGCUGACGUCUCCCGUCAUGCGCGAGGCAGCGGCUGAUGCUGCAGAUACGGCUAAGGACCCACCCGACGUCUUGGACAGGCAAAAAUGCCUAGAAGCCUUGGCUGCAUUACGCCAUGCUAAGUGGUUUCAGGCUAGGGCGACGGGGCUGCAAUCCUGCGUGAUGAUCAUCCGGAUCCUGAGAGAUCUCUGUGAGCGCAUCCCUACUUGGGCACCUCUCAAUGGAUGGCCGAUAGAGCUACUGUGUGAGCGCGUCAUCGCAAGUCGUGGUCAGCCCAUGAGGCCGGGAGAUGCUUUACGUCGCAUCUUUGAAGCAAUCGCUGGAGGGCUGCUUCUACCAAGUGGGCCUGGAUUGUUUGAUCCGUGUGAGAAGGAUCCAACUGAUGCAUUGGCUCAUCUUGACAAGCAGCAAAGCGAGGACAUCACAGCGAGUGCACAGCACGCACUGCGCCUGAUCGUGUUCCGCCAGAUCCACAAGGUGCUCGGCAUGGAGCCCCUAGCGGUGGAGCAGCGCACUCCCAACCGAGGCUUCCGUCGUAAACGCCGUCACAACGAGAGCGAAGGCGGGGAAGACAGCGAAGGAAAAAAAGACAAGAAAGAUGACGCCUCGGAAGAUAAGAUGGAAGCGGCUGAAGUUGCUCCUGAGGCAAGCAAGUAGACAUCUCCCUCGGUGCUGAUUUGACAUUCUAUUUUUGAUCUGAACACGUUAUACGUGGCACACUUCUUUCUUUUUUUGGCCUGGGCCCAAAGUCCUGAAGCUAUGGAGCAGAAAAUAUUGUUCACCAAAACUAUGUGCUAAGCUAAGUCAGCGGAAAACAAGCAGUAUAUACGUUGCAUGGCAGCUUGGCCCGUAACCAGUUCGUUAUAAGCAAAUAUUUCUGUGGUUAGCAAGUUUCAGCAUUAAGCAGCUCAUCAGUUCCACACUGCAUGUUCUGGCCGUGCGCAUUGAUCGCACAAGUACAUACUUUUGUGCACUGAUAUUGAGCACAAGUUGCCGCUGCGCUUGGUCAGGACAUCAUGGGGUGGUGCUAAAUGGAUUGGUUGUACUGGCCCCUGGUCCCGAAACCUAAAACAGGGGUUGAACAGUAUAACUGUCUGCAUGUUUAAAUGGCUUCAAUGAUCCUGACUUUAGGCGUUUUGAGUUUGUGUAGAGUGCACUAUGCAAUGCCGUUGACCCGUGAACCUUGACCUUUGACCUUGCAUUCCUUGAUGGUUAAGAAAUAAAAAUUUGCACUCUUAACAUUUCUGCAUUGAUGUAAACUAAUGCGGUUGAAUGAUAUACAUGGAAAUGAUGUGAAAAGCAAUGCUGUUGUAUUUUGUCUUUUGCAUUCAGCGCACGAUUUGCAUACUUGUGUGUGUUUUUGGUGUGAACCUGUAGCGUUCAUUUGGUAUGUAAAAAAAACUUUAAAUCGGGAGAGAUAGUGGUAUUGUUUUGGAAAAUAAAUGAAGCAUUUUUUUUUAGGGCAAAGGUUCUUUGCAUUAGUGUUAUAUUGUUUGCAGAAUUUGAAAUAAAUUUAGUGUAUUUUGGUCGAUAAAAAGGCCUUUUGAAAUUACAGUCAAGCUGAAUUAAUGGAGCAAAAUGUGGUCCUCGAAAAGUGGGAGAAUUCUAGAUACAUAUGUAAACUACAAACCUGCAGUAAAAGAAAACUAAAUGCAAUGCUGACAUUGGAAACUAAACUACUUGUCGCCAGUAUUAAAAAAAUAAAAAAUUUGUGAGUAACUGCAUUGUAUUAUAAGCCAGCAUUUGUUAGAUACACACUGUAUAUAUUCUGAUUUAUCUGUUUUGUAGAAUUAGUUUUAAUGGAAAAUUUCCCACGCACAAGUGCUUUAGAAUUACAUGGGAGGUUUGUCGAAAAAUGGUCAAUUGUAAAAGUUUUUGUACUUAGUAGCUAUUUAGUUACGUUUUAGUGGAAGUUGUUAACUAGUUUCUGACACUUUUUUAUUCUUUGCAACAGGAUUUUCUUUCAUUUUAAAGACGUAAGUGGUUUUGGGAAAAGCGAUUUAGUCGAAACCCCACCAGAUGUAAUAUUGAUCUUGUGUAAAAAUUACAACCCAAAAUUACAACCCUAAUAUGGAAACAAUUUUGUCGAAGUUGGAGCACAUUGUGAUCGUACGGUAUUAUUAAUGAUUAUUCCGAAUGUUGUGUACUUUGUAGAUUCUUGCAGCUGAUCUUUUCAAUCAUUGUUACCCAAGAAAGUUUUUUCUCUAAAAUUCCUUUGCCUCCAUGUGAAAAAAUAGCCUGCUCUUAAUAUGUACUGGAUAUAGUUAAAUUAGUCUUUUUCCCCAUUGAUUAGGCGAAACAUUUUUUCAAUUUUGUCCCAAGUUUAGACGUGAAAAAUCAAACUAAAACAGUUGUUUAAUCGCUUGAAGUUGAAUUUUUGUCAUUUUACCUUGUAUUGUAAUUCAGUAUGUUUUAUUUACACGUCUAUAACAUCUUCUGGUGAGCAACAAUACAUCAGUGAUACAAAUGGUUUUCUUUCUGUUCUUGAAAAAAAGUGUACUGCGUAAAAGCUGGGUGAAUAAAAUAGUUGGAAGCAGAA
Molecule: messenger RNA, 5068 nt
Organism: Patiria miniata (bat star)
Lineage: Eukaryota; Metazoa; Echinodermata; Asteroidea; Valvatida; Asterinidae
Gene: zfr
Product: zinc finger RNA-binding protein-like
Cellular component (GO): precatalytic spliceosome
Molecular function (GO): single-stranded RNA binding; zinc ion binding; double-stranded RNA binding
Source: RefSeq, a predicted model, not a curated record